Messenger RNA from Mesorhabditis spiculigera, 2280 nucleotides. NCBI's taxonomy places the organism in Eukaryota, Metazoa, Nematoda, Chromadorea, Rhabditida, Rhabditidae. The record is from the annotation of a GenBank genome assembly.
AUGCUUCGCUGCUUGAACGCGGCUCGGACAAGGAGUGCGGCCCGGAUUCUCGCCCGGUACAGUUCAACACAAAAUCAAGCACAGGUAGCCAUCCUCACCGAUCGCGAGGUUCGACAUCUGCUCUCCAGUGAUAAUGCGAUCGAGCGAUUUAUAGUGUGGGCAACGGGCAAAAAGCCACCCAAGAAUGACAUGGAGCGCUUUCAAGAAGCGAUCAAGGAGUUCCGGAAAAAGUACGAAGGGGACGCAAAAGAGAAGAAGGGCCCAGAUGGGAAGCAGGCGGACGGCGACAAAAAUCCAGAGACUCCACCAGGAGGAUGGCAAGGAAUCGCCGUCUCGGCGGUCGUCAUUCUCGCGCUCUACCUGUUCAACGACUCCCAGUCUUACAAGGAGUUGUCCUGGAAUCAAUUCUACAAGGAAUUCCUCGAGGCCAACGCCGUUGAUCGCCUGGAAGUUGUCAACAAGAAAUGGGUUCGCGUGAUUACGUCAAGUGGAAAAUACGGAACGGCGCGCCCCUACUUCAACAUUGGCAGUGUCGAGUCGUUCGAGCGGAGUUUAGCCGGCGCUCAAGCGUAUCUUGGCUACGAAGCAGAUAGACAAAUUCCAGUGCUCUACAAGGAGGAAUUUGAUUACAAGCACAACUUGCCCCAAAUCCUGAGCACGCUGCUCCCUCUCUUCAUCCUGUACUACUUCUACCGCUCGGCCAAGCGAAUGUCAGGCGGAGCAGGUGGAGCCAAGGGCGGAGGCGGCGGCUUUGGCGGUCUCUUCGGCAAUUUCGGCUCCAGCACCGCCCGUGUCAUCAACAAGGAGGAUAUUAAGGUUGCCUUCAAAGACGUCGCCGGGUGCGAGGAGGCCAAGAUCGAGAUCAUGGAGUUUGUCAACUUCCUGAAGAACCCCCAACAGUACAAGAACCUGGGCGCCAAGAUACCAAAGGGAGCCAUUCUUACCGGCCCGCCCGGCACUGGAAAAACGCUGCUCGCCAAGGCGACCGCUGGCGAGGCCAACGUACCCUUCAUCACAGUCUCUGGCUCGGAAUUCUUGGAAAUGUUUGUCGGAGUGGGUCCUGCCCGUGUGCGCGAUAUGUUUGCGAUGGCGCGUAAGAACGCCCCCUGCAUCCUUUUCAUCGACGAGAUUGACGCCGUCGGAAGAAAACGUGGCGGUAAGGGUGGAAUGGGCGGCCACAGUGAGCAGGAGAACACGUUGAAUCAACUCCUCGUUGAGAUGGACGGAUUCUCGACUGACGAGAGCAACGUUAUCGUCAUGGCGGCAACGAAUCGCGUUGACAUCUUGGAUUCGGCGCUGCUGCGCCCUGGGCGUUUCGAUCGGCAAAUCUACGUGCCCGUGCCGGACAUCAAGGGUCGUGCUUCAAUCUUCCGCGUCCAUUUGACACCGCUGAAGACCUCGCUGGACAAGAUGGCCUUGAGCAGGAAGCUUGCUGCGCACACCCCCGGCUUUUCUGGCGCCGACAUCUCCAACGUGUGCAACGAGGCCGCCCUAAUUGCUGCCCGUGACGCCAACGACGAGAUCACGAUGAAGAACUUUGAGAUGGCGAUCGAACGUGUCGUUGCCGGCAUGGAAAAGAAGAGCCAGGUUCUUCAGCCUGAAGAAAAGAAGACGGUCGCCUACCACGAGGCCGGGCACGCAAUUGCCGGCUGGUUUCUGCAGUACGCCGAUCCGUUGUUGAAGGUAUCCAUUAUCCCCCGCGGAAAAGGGCUCGGCUACGCGCAAUACCUGCCCAAGGAGCAGUACCUCUACUCGACGCAGCAGCUGCUUGACAGGAUGUGCAUGACGCUUGGCGGACGGGUGGCUGAAGAGAUCUUCUUUGGCCGAAUCACGACGGGCGCCCAGGAUGAUCUACAGAAGGUUACGCAAAUGGCCUACUCACAGGUUGUCAAGUAUGGCAUGUCGGCAAAGGUGGGCCCGCUCUCCUUCGACACGCCGCAGCCCGGCGAGAUGGCCUUCGACAAGCCGUAUUCCGAGGCGACCGCUCAAUUGAUCGAUCAAGAGGUCCGGGACCUGGUGAUGGGCGCCCUGACCAGGACGCGUGAGCUGCUCGUCAGCAAACGGGACGACGUCGAGAAGGUGGCGCUGCGUUUGCUGGAGAAGGAGGUGCUCUCGCGCGACGACAUGGUCGAGAUGGUCGGCAAACGGCCGUUCGGCGAGAAGCACACCUACGAGGAGAUGGUGGAAGGCACUGGCGGCAUGGACGAGGACACGCAACUACCGAAGGGGCUGAAGAAUUGGAACGAGGAGAAGCAGCCAAAGGAGACCGCGCCGGCAUCA